Molecule: messenger RNA, 540 nt
Organism: Culicoides brevitarsis
Lineage: Eukaryota; Metazoa; Arthropoda; Insecta; Diptera; Ceratopogonidae
Product: transmembrane protein 242
Exons: 3
Coding region: 97-540 (147 amino acids)
Source: RefSeq, a predicted model, not a curated record
GACACUUCGUUAAAGGCGACAAAAAACACACUGGCGACACAAAUUAUGUGAAAUUGGACGAAAAUCAGUCAAAAACCUCAAAAAACGCGAAUUUCAAUGUCGUCAAGCCCUGAAUUAGCCUCAAAUGAGAAGAAAAAGGAGCGAAUAAUCUCAGCGGGAUUCCUCUUCACAGUCGCCGGAAUCGCAGCAAUAGCGGGUUUUGGACGAACUUUAACAGUUGCCAAGCGAAAAGAUCCCAAAUUUUUCGACAAAGGAGUCGUUGCGACACGAGAAAUGAACGAAUCUGGUGCAAUGUUGGCUAUGAGAGCCCUCGCUUGGGGUUCCCUUUACGCGUGGAUCGGUACUGGAUGUAUUUGUUAUGGGAUUUGGAAGAUGUCGGGAGCGUCAAAUUUUGAAGAGUUUCGUCAAGUAGUUGGCGAUAAAUUGCCAAGAAUUAAAAAGAACGAUCCGCCUCAAAGUCGCACAGAAUUCGAAGGACUCAAUGAUUUAAUGGGAUAUUUAUCGACUUGGGGAGCCUCAAAAGCCUCAAAACAAGACUGA